Molecule: messenger RNA, 482 nt
Organism: Cotesia glomerata
Lineage: Eukaryota; Metazoa; Arthropoda; Insecta; Hymenoptera; Braconidae
Product: prisilkin-39-like
Exons: 3
Coding region: 138-362 (74 amino acids)
Source: RefSeq, a predicted model, not a curated record
UUGUCACGAGUGGGGAUCAGGGAGGAAGUGCUUUUUGCAUAAAAGAACUUCCCAGCAGGUUGAUUGGUACACUAAGACUGAGUCUGUCUUAUCUUAUAGUUCAAAUUGUUCAUUCAAAUCUUUAAUCCAUCGACAGCAUGGCCUGCACCAAGAUCCUCUCACUGCUAUUGAUCGCCGUGAUGAUCAGCGUCGCUACUGCGCGCCCUGGUGGAUUCUAUGGUGGAUACGGUGGAUUUGGAUAUGGAUAUGGGUUAGGUUACCACUAUCCUUACUAUGGCGGAUACUACCGUUAUCCUUUCUAUGGCCAUUACUCCGGGGGUUAUCCUUACUACGGUCACGGCUACGGAGGCUACUACCUUUAGGCGGCUUGCCCAACCUAGGACUACUCGGACUGCUCGGCUGAUAUAGUUUAUUCCCAAAACUUCUUUUUUACUGUUUGUUGUUUGAUAAAAUGCUUUAAUAAACGCAGUGUUAAAAAAAAA